CAAUAACAUUAUUCCUUACCGAUAAUAAACAAUUUACUCCUUAUUAUUUUUAACCGGGGACGCUCCUGCUUGCGCGACUCAUCGGCGUCUCGACGUCUUCGAUUAUUCCAGUGCGCCCCGUCAGUCGAUCCCAUAUUGUGCAAUAACGCGUAUUUACACGGAAAUUUUCCUUGUCCAGUUUUUCAUUUAAUUCGUAGUAAUUCGGUGUGAAAAUGGCUCAUUCCCAAAUAAGACAGAAUUUCCAUAAGGACUGCGAGGAUGCCAUUAAUAAACAGAUCAAUAUGGAGUUGUUUGCGAGUUAUACGUAUUUGAGUAUGGCCUAUCAUUUUAACAGAGACGACGUGGCCCUUAAAGGUCACUUCAAAUAUUUCAAAGAUGCUUCUGAAGAAGAGAGAGAACAUGCUCAAAAGCUUAUGGAGUACAUGAAUAAAAGAGGAGGCAGAAUCGUCCUCACUCCUAUUGAAGCCCCCGUUAAGCAAGAGUGGGUGUCUGCGCAAGAGGCUAUGCACUCUGCUCUGGAGUUGGAAAAGGCUGUUAAUGAGAGUCUAUUGAAUCUCCAUAGCACAGCCUCUGGUCACAUGGAUGUAAAUCUAUGCGACUUCCUGGAAACUCACUUCCUACAGGAACAAGUGGAUGCCAUCAAAGAAAUCGCCGAUCAUGUUACCAACUUGAAGCGUGUUGGUGAUGGACUGGGGGUGUUUAUGUUUGAUCAAAAAUUGCAUGAUUAAUUUUCGAUAAAACCCUAGAUAUGUUAUUGAAAACUAAUUCUUAAGACUUUUCACAUUACUGGUUUUAUAUAUAUACUAUAUUAUAGUCAAUUAGGGUUUCUAUAUUUAGGCAUAUAAUAAGUCAAUUAGAAGCUUUUAUAUUAUAUUGUAAUAUCUUAUUGCAAAUAUACCUAGCUGUAAGUAUAUGAGGUUCUAUAUAUAAUAUUAUGUGAGAUGAAGAAGGUGCUGUUAAUGUUAACCACUGAAUAAUAAAGACAUUUUAAGUUAAGAAGAAA
This is a messenger RNA of Anthonomus grandis grandis, 1003 nucleotides long. RefSeq names its product soma ferritin (gene Fer3HCH). Gene Ontology annotation, biological process: iron ion transport; intracellular iron ion homeostasis. Gene Ontology annotation, cellular component: cytoplasm. Gene Ontology annotation, molecular function: ferrous iron binding; ferric iron binding. The record is from RefSeq and is a predicted model, not a curated record. Bases 213 to 728 code for a protein of 171 amino acids. NCBI's taxonomy places the organism in Eukaryota, Metazoa, Arthropoda, Insecta, Coleoptera, Curculionidae. The transcript is spliced from 3 exons.